AUGGCGGGAAUGAAAGUCUUCUCACUUCUUGCAGCUUCGUCCUUUCUUCGUUACGCCUCCGCCCAGGAUGUCAUCAGAAACGAUACAUUCUUCUAUGGACAAAGUCCACCGGUCUACCCUAGUCCAGAGAUAGAAGGCCUCGGCGAUUGGGGAGAUGCCUACGCCAAAGCACAAGCAUUCGUGGCUCAAUUGACGCUUGAGGAGAAGACCAACCUCACAGGCGGUUUUGCCAAUGCGUCCAGUGGAUGCGGGGGCAAUAUUAGAGGAAUUCCUCGAUUAGGCUUCAAUGGCCUGUGUUUGCAGGAUGCUGGCCAAGGAGUCAGGGCGACGGACUUUGUCAAUGCCUAUGCUAGCGGAAUCCAUGCGGGUGCAAGCUGGAACAAGAACCUCACCUUUGAUCGAGCGUAUGCCAUGGGCGGCGAGUUCAGAGCGAAGGGCGCGAGCAUCGCUCUCGGUCCUCCCGUGGUAGGACCAUUGGGGAGGAUUGCUCGCGGCGGCCGUAAUUGGGAAGGCUUUAGUGUAGAUCCGUACCUCAGCGGAAUUCUUGCAGCUGAGUCUGUCCGCGGUAUUCAGUCGAGAGGAGUCAUUUCGUGCACCAAGCAUUUUAUCCUCAACGAGCAAGAACUUAACCGCAUCCCCACUAUUAAUGCCGAAAACGAAACCGUAGAAGCGUCGUCGUCGAACAUCGACGACAGAACAAUGCACGAGCUCUACAUGUGGCCCUUUGCUGAUGCGCUUCAUGCAGGCACUGCGAGUAUCAUGUGCUCCUAUGAAAGGAUCAACAACAGCUAUGGGUGCCAGAAUAGCAAGGCUCUCAAUGGCCUUCUCAAAGAUGAGCUAGGAUAUCAAGGCUUCGUAGUAUCUGACUGGGGAGCUCAAGAGUCGGGUGUUGGUAGUGCCCUGGCGGGAUUGGACAUGGUUAUGCCGUCUGGAUUACAAUUUUGGGGAGGCAACUUGACGCAAGCAGUCCGCAACGGCUCUGUUCCUGAAGACCGACUGACCGAUAUGGCUACGCGUAUUAUGGCCGCAUGGUACUACACGAACCAGGACGCGCCGGAUCAUCCUUAUCCUGGAAUCGGUCUUGCGCCAAAUCUCCUACUGCCCCAUCGUAUCGUCGAUGCCAGAGAUCCAAGUGCUAGGCCCGUCAUCCUGCAAGGCGCAAUCGAAGGCCAUGUCCUGGUCAAGAAUACUAACAACACCCUGCCACUCAGGAGUCCGAAGUUGCUUUCCCUCUAUGGAUACGACGCUAAAUCUCCGGACUUCAAUACCCCCGGUCCAGGCUUCAACCCAUGGUCUUUCGGCCUUCAGUCCCACAACGUCAAUUCUGUUAUCUGCGGCUUCUUUGGCCGAGGAGUCUGUCCCCCGUUCGCACCCAUAGCUCAAAAUGGCACGUUUAUCGUAGGUGGAGGCUCCGGCGCCAACAAUCCCGUCUACAUCAGCGCGCCGUACAACGCCAUACAGGAGCAAGCAAUCCAGGACGGCACGCAACUGUACUGGGACUUUGUUAACGCGAACGCCAACGGCUCCGUUCAUGCCGAAAGCGAUGCAUGUCUUGUUUUCAUUAACGCUGCAGCGUCAGAAGGAGUCGACCGCCCGUCUCUCCGCGACGACUUCUCCGACGCGCUUGUGACCAAUAUCGCAGCGCAAUGCAGCAAUACCAUCGUCACGAUCCACAACGCCGGCAUCCGCCUCGUCGACCAGUGGAUUGAAAACCCUAACGUCACUGCCGUGAUCUUCGGACACCUACCCGGCCAAGACUCCGGCCGUGCGCUUGUAGAACUCCUCUAUGGUCGCACCUCUCCAAGCGGAAAACUGCCGUACACUGUCGCAAGGAACGAAUCAGAUUACGGCGCUCUACUCGAUCCUGUUGGACCAGUGCCUCCAUAUACGUACUUCCCGCAGGACGACUUCCGCGAGGGUGUGAACAUCGACUACCGCGCCUUCGACGCCGCGGGCAUAGAACCUCGCUUCGAAUUCGGUUUCGGCCUGACGUACACGACGUUUGAGUUUGCCAACCUCGCAAGCUCAGUCGUUAGUGGUGCUUCGCUGUCGGCUUACCCAACAGGACCCGUCAUUCAAGGCGGCAACGCCGAUCUCUGGGACGUGAUCGCUACCGUAACUGCCAGCGUGACGAACACCGGCAAUGUUGCUGCCGCGGAGGUUGCGCAGCUUUACGUUGGCAUUCCGUCCGCUGGCCAGCCUGUCAGGCAGCUCCGCGGGUUCGAGAAAGUGCUUGUCCAUCCUAAUCAAACUGCGCAUGUAGAGUUUGAACUCAGGAGACGCGAUCUCAGCGUCUGGGACGUGGUGGCGCAACAGUGGAGAUUGGAGUUGGGCGCGGAGUAUCACGUCUAUGUUGGGAGCAGUUCUAGGGACCUGCCUUUGGUGGGAAACUUGACCUUGGCGUGA
Molecule: messenger RNA, 2406 nt
Organism: Coniosporium apollinis CBS 100218
Lineage: Eukaryota; Fungi; Ascomycota; Dothideomycetes
Exons: 4
Coding region: 1-2406 (801 amino acids)
Biological process (GO): glucan catabolic process
Molecular function (GO): beta-glucosidase activity
Source: RefSeq, a predicted model, not a curated record